UAAAUACCAAUUUUACGUGCACGAGAUUUCCAUUCCAGUACUUUUCGGCUUUCGCUUUACACCCCGAUUUCGUUUUAGAGAACUAGUGCGUCGCUUUUCCACACCGUUGCUAGUUUUUUUAGAAAUGCAGCUCGUCAUUAAUUUUCUGCUCGUCUGUAUAGGCGGUGUGCUGUGUGACCAACCGAAUUUGGCGACCGAUUUGGAAAGCAUACAGAAUAAGAUCAAUGAGAUUCCGGGUUUGGAACACCUCGACAAGGACGUACCGUCACAGGAGGAGAUUCUUAACGUGACCAAAUGGAAAUGCGAGCAAAACGGCGGACCGCUUGCCUUUGAGAACUUGAUGGCGGCCAAAGACGAAAUACAGAAGUGCAUCGAGGACAACUUCGAUUUCAGCAAAAUCGAAUCCGAGCUGAGCGAGAAACGGAAGACCGGGUCGAUGGACGAUGUGUUUGUGAAGUAUUGCGGGAAAAAGUCGGUGGUCGAUGCUUGCAUGCAGAAUUUCACCGAGGCGGUUUCGCCUUGUUUGGAAAACGUGGAAAAGUCCAGCCUGAAACUGCUUCUCAACAUUACCGAUAAUUUGAUCGAUUUCGGUUGUCACAAGGAUGGGGACCGAAUUGCAAUGUUUUUAGCCGAAGGCGGUUUGGAAUGCCUCCGCAACAAGACCGAUGGCAUCGAAGACUGCUUCAACAAAACCAUCCGUCAUCGCAUUCCUCAAUCCUUCGCGCUCACCGCCUUGCCACUAUUUGCCAUGAACGACGACGGAUGCGACGACUUCUCCAAUUUGCACAAGUGCGUAACGGGCGUACUCGAGACAUGCACCGAUCAUACGCCGGCGAAUUUAGUCGACGCCGCCUUUAAGUACACGCUCCGUUCGACACCUUGUAAAGACCGAAAAAGGGCGGCGCCCGCCGGAACGCGUCGUCGCAUAUUCAGAAGGGACACUCCCUCGCAGGAACUAUUCGCCAUACAGCACGCCUACGAUAAGCUGAAGCAAAAGUUCGAGCCCCACUGCCUGCAGAACGGCGGCCAGAAAGCGGCGAACGAAUUUCGGGAGGCGCUGACGUACGUCGAGCGCUGCCAGAAUCAGGAACAAACGAAGUUCAUGCGUAAGAACGAGGAGGUUCGUGGAAUUUCGUACGAUUACAUGUGCAAGGAGUUUCGUCAGGGCUUGAGGGGUUGCUUGUCCAAUUUGACGAAGAAGAUGGAGGUGUGUUCGAAUCCGGCGGAAAAAUACGUCCCCAAGUUCGGUUUGGAAAUGUACGAUUCCGUUUUUAACUACAAGUGUAAAGAUGAUGCGCGCGCGCUAAAGAUGCUAUUUGGGGAGCAAGAUAUCUGCACGAAGACCAUUCUCGGCUCGACCGACGUUUGCAUUGGAAAAACCAAACACAUUCGCGAUUACUCCAAGGAAGCGGUGGUUACCAAAACGGAAUUGUGCAGCGACAUGAAACUGUUGAGAAAUUGCUUCCGAGAUAUGGUCUCGCAGCAUUGUCCGAACAACAACAACGUCAACGAUCUCGUCAAGGGCCUCAGUGACGCAAUAUACGCGCCGUGCGCUUCGUGCGGCGCGCUCGCGAAUUUGGCGCUGACGCUCGCGCUGGUAAUUUUAAGUAGGCUAUUUUAAAAAGACCAAAGAUUUUAAACGAAUGGGGAUGAAAACGAUUUUGUUGAUUUAUAAAGGGUUUACUUUUUGUUAUUCUCAACUUUUCGGUUGAGAAAUUGUAUUACGCCGUUCGAUUUCCUAACUUAAAAGGUCACCAGUUCAAAUCUAGAGAUAAUAUGUUUACGAAGCUACGUUUAUCUCGUGUAUACCUGAUAAGAUUUCCACGAAAGUGUACUAAAUUGUAACGCUAUUGUGAAGUAUUUUGCUAGAUGUAUUGCCUGUAUGUCCCACCAGGUGUCGUGCACCUGCGCACUUUUUUAAGAUGAAGGUAUUGUCUAUAUGGGCGUAUGCCCCAGGCAGCUGGCUUGAUAGUUUGUGCCUCGAUGUUAAUAUACUCUGAAAUGUACCUUAAUAGUGCCUACGUAUACAAAUUCUUCGCAUUUUUAUAUUGUCAUUUUCUAAUUUAGGGCUCUUGUGGAAUGUUUACUGAUUAAAUGUCUUAAAUACACAUAUAGCAAAUGA
Molecule: messenger RNA, 2122 nt
Organism: Photinus pyralis (common eastern firefly)
Lineage: Eukaryota; Metazoa; Arthropoda; Insecta; Coleoptera; Lampyridae
Exons: 9
Coding region: 125-1621 (498 amino acids)
Source: RefSeq, a predicted model, not a curated record